UCACUGGCCCACUUUAUGGUCAGGAUUUUCAUUCCAUGGCGGCAUAGCUCCGCUCUGUGGGUGUCAGACCCAGGCCCGAGUCUGAAGCGUCCACGUGCGUGGUGAAAGGGCAACCAAAGUCUGAGUUUCUUAGUACUGGUGAGCUUGUGAGCACUUGCUUUAGUGUCUGGAAUGCUUGCUCUGAUGCUUUGGUCCGAAUAUUCUGUAAUACCCCACCAACCCCAAGAAGGCACAUGUCUGUCACUUGGACGUGGGUCGUGGGUAUUCUUUGACUGCCUUGAUUUUCUUUUCCUGAGGUUUCAACAGCCCUCAGAUGCGGUAGCCCAGGUACUGUGCCUCUGUCAGCCCCAUAUGGCACUUUAGUGGGUUCGCCAUUAGUCCCACACUUCGGAGUUGGAAUAAGUGGUUCGACCAUGUGUAUGAGUGGAUUAUGGAUUAGUGGAUUAUGACAUCAUCCAUGUAUGGUGCUUUGAAUUGUCAUUGCCGCAGGACAAUGUCCAUGAAUCUAUGCAACGUCCGAGGUGCUCCGUGGAGCCCGAAAGGGAGACCCCGGUACUGUCAGUGGCCACUGCUGUAUGUGCUGAAUGUGGUUUUGGGCUUUGCUUCUGGGGUUCUUGGCUCUCCCCAGACGCUCCAUGAAGUCGUCCGCUCAGGAAAGGGGGUGGCUUUCAAACUCCAAUACUUCAGUUUUUGGAGGUCAUUUCAGACCCUUAGGCAUCCGUCUGGCUUUGGGAACCACUACGAUGGGGUCGGAGCAGGGGCUGGCAGACUCUUCAAUAAUUCCAUCCCGUAGUAUCUUAGGCAACUUCGUCCUCAGUAGCCUGGCGGCAGGCCUCUGGGACUGUGUAUGGCCUCUGCCGAAUCACCACUCCAGGUGGGGUCUUGAUGUCAUGUUGUAUCAGCUGUGUGCCCAAGCUCCUUUGAGAACUCGUCUGCAAACUGGUCCACUAGUUCCCCCAAUUCUUUGCCUCUUUUGCCAGAUCUAACAGUCCCCUUGUUGUCUUUCCAAACAGAAGUUCAAAAGGGGUGAACCCAGUGUAGGCCUGUGGUGUUUUGUAUACUAAGAAAAGGACAUAGGGCAGGAGGAGGUCCCAGGUCCUCUCGUCCUCAUCUACCACCUGACGCAGCAUUCUCUUCGAUGUCUGGUUGAAUCUUUUGACAAGGCCAUCUGUCUGUACGUGGUAGACGGACAUCCUGAUUUGCCUCACCUGCAGCAGCCAACAGAGAUCAGACAUUAACUUUGAAACAAAGUGUAUAUACAUGAUAAUAUACUCAUGUCCCUUGGCCAGUUUUGACAGUGGCCCCGCAAGGUCCAUUCUUACCCUUUCAAAGGGCCAAUGAUGGAGAGUGGGAUGAGGGGGGCAGGUACAGGCAUCUUAGGGGAGGUGCGCUGACAUUGGGGCAGGAAUUCCACACUUCUGCGUACGUGCCCAGCCAGUGAAAGUGGUCUUGAAGCUUCUCAAUAGUGUUGCAGAGCCCCAGGUGUCCUCCACGUAGGGGGGAGUGCCAAUUUUAGACCUACUGUUUUUAUAAAAGGAAAUACAGUAUGUUACUGUUGUAAUGUGUCUGUAUUUUUUACAGUGUAGGGACUACCAGAAGAUCGCAAGCUUGUCCACGCCACUCGGUGUGGUAGUAUAGCAGGCCAUUUUUGAUCAGGAAGUAGGUGGGGGGCUCCCCGCAACCCUGUGUAGGAUAAGUGGCACAGAAAAUUGAUGGAUGGAUGGAAGUUCUAGGUCCUCUCAUUCUCUGAGAGAGAGCGGACUUCUCUACACGUUUGGCGAUGGCCGUCACGGGAAAUUGGCUCUAGGAGAGGAGUACUUUGCCAACCAGUUCAAACCAACAUUGUGUCCACGAUUCCUCAAAUAUAAUGUGCAGGAUGUUACUUGUGGUGGGUGUCACAUGCUAGUGUUGGCUAAACCUCGGCUCAAAAGGUCUGAAGAUAUGAUCGUAGAGGACGAUGAUGUGACUGAAGACCAUCUGGAGAAGUUGCUCAGGGAGGCGGAGUCUCGAUGCGGUCUGAACAGAAGUCUCUCAGCCCGGGAGAGACGCAGGGAGAGGCAGCGCUCUCCAGAGCAGUUUGGGAUGAUGUUCCGGACUCUUCCACCUCUUAGUUCAGGUCACCUUAAUGUGUCUCUACCUGCUUCUGGUCAGACUUUACCCUCACAACUAAACAAGAGAACCAUGAACGGCUUCCAGAGGAAUGGCCUUCUCAGCCGCACCGGCAAGGUCACAGAAGAACAUGAAGUAGAAGGGAAGACUCCUGAUGAAAACUAUGAGGAUAAUGAAAGUGUGAAAGAUUUGGGUGAAACCUCUGAUUUAUUAAAUUUAACUCAUGUAAUGAAGAUGGAUCCUGGUGAGAAGACUAUUACUUUAUCUCCUGUUCAGAAGAAGAAGGUUAAAGCUGGGGGAAAACGCAGUAAGGAGGUGGAGCGACUUAUACAAGACUCUGCCCCUGAUAAUGGGUGGGCGGGGCUUAGUUCAAGCAAGGCCCAGCCCACUGAGUUACUAAGAAGUGCCAGUGGCAAAUCACAGUUUGGGGAACAUCAACGUCCUAGCAUUCCGUACCAAAGUUCCCAGAGCUGGGACAGUGAUAAAGGGAAUGCUAUGAAGGAAAGUAGUCUUAUAAGGCAUACAGUUAGGAAACGUAGAGCUAAAACAGAGAGCCAGACAAAGUCUAAGUCUAAGCCUGACUCGCAAAGGCAAUUAAUUGGGUUUAAGCCUAAAGCUAGAGCCCAGCCAGGUCAAGAGGAUGUGUGCAAGUCUGAGGUAAAAGCACAUCCAAGUAACAUAAAAGGAGAGAAGGAGUCAGAGGAAGAAGUUUAUGAAUCAGAAGAAAAAGCUAAUCAUUUUAGACAAGGGGAUUUAGACAAAUCAGGAUCCGAAAAAAGGUCCGUGAACAAAAGACAUGGACAAGCCAUUAAGGAAAGAAGGCAGGAGCUGCCUGGAGAGUUUUCUGCUCAAAUCACAGAGGUGAAACGCAUACCUGCGGAGUCUGAAAGCAAGGCAGUGAAAGUGAAAAGCAAGCCAAUAGUUGUGCAAAGCAAAUUACUGGACAGUACCACCGAGCAUGAUGUAAAAACCUGGGAUGGCUGCACUAGCAGUGAACAGUAUAAACAAGAACAUGUACCAACCAAGAAGACCCAGUCUGCCAAACCUGAGCCCAACAUGGACUCACAAAAGAAAACUAAUGGGGUUGUGCUGGAUUUUAAAGCAGCAGCCAGUGCAACAGACAGCAUAAGUUCACAAUCGGAGCACACACUGCCUCGCUCUCUCAUGGAGGUGUCAUCACUAACAGAGGACUUGCCAGUUGAGAGUCCUGUGCGUCUUCUGAAAAAGGGAGCCUCCAGCCAGUUCCUGUCCCAAGCAGCAUCUAUCAACUCCUCACAAUCUAGUGGGCAGAGUCCAAACACCCUGGACAAAGAGACUCUUUCAAAUGCUGCGUCUAUCAGUGAGGAUCCAGAGAAGAAUGUAAGCAAAAGGACGGCGGUUACCAUUAAUGUAAUGCCUGUACUUGCAGCUUCAGAUGAGGAACCUAAGAAGAGCAUGUCUCAGUAUCAGUCUGAGGAGAAAGUUGAAGAUAAAGGAGGAGAGAGUGCGAGGGACGAGAUCGGUCAGUUAUCACAGGAAGAAGAAGAGGACAAUGAGAGUAGAGGACUGACAGACAGUGAGAGACUGGCGAAAGGAAGGGACAAGAGCAGCAGUGUGGAAUAUGGCAAAGAAGGAAGUAAAAGUGUUGGGCAGGUAACAAAUGAUGAUGGAGAAGCACAAGAUGAGACAAAUUGGAGCAUGUCGAGUGAAGGAGAGGAGACCGGAGGAGAGGAGAAAGAGGAAAAAAGUAAAACCGCGUCAGAGCAAGGAAAGGAUUGUGAGACAGAGCCUGAGGAAGAAACGAGCAGCCAUGUGUUGGAGGAAGGAGUGGAUGAAGAACUAAGUGAGGCUCAGAAUGUGGAGCAAGAAGAGGAAGAAAGCAGAAUGAGCUACAGGGAGGAAGAGAGCAGGAGAGAAUCGGGUAGAGAGAUGGAGAGCCGGGGCAGUGAGACAGAAGAGGAGGAAGGUGAGGAAGAGAGUAAAAGUUCUAAAUCUGAAAGUGUCAGUGCUGCUAAGGAGGAACAUGGUGAGGGGGACGAGAGUGAAGAGGAGGAAGAAGAGAAUAGUUCUGAAGAGGAGAAGGGGUUUAUAGGGAAAGAGAAAAAUGAGGGAGAGGAUGAAGAGGAAAGUGGAAAUGAAAGUGAGGCAGAGGGGGACACGGUAGAGGGUGGGAGUGAGAAAGACCAACAGGAGAGUGGGACAGAAGAGCAGGAAAGUGAAGAAGGAGAGAAAGAGAGUGAAAAAGAAGAGGAGAGUGAAGCAGGAAAGGAAGAGCGUGAGGAAGAGCGUGAGGAGGAGAGUAAAGCAGGAAAGAAUGAGAUUGAGGAAGAGAGUGAAGUUGGAAAGGAGGAGAGUGAGGAAGAAGAGGAGGAGAGUGAGGCAGGAAAGGAAGAGAGUGAGGCGGAGGAGGAGGAAAGUGAGGCAGGAAAGGAAGAGAGUAAGGCAGAAGAAGAGGAGAGUGAGGCAGAAGAAGAGGAGAGUGAGGCAGAAGAAGAGGAGAGUGAGACAGGAAAGGAAGAGAGUGAGGCAGGAAAGGAAGAGAGUGAGGAAGAAGAAGAGGAGAGUGAGGCAGAAGAAGAGGAGAGUGAGGCAGGAAAGGAAGAGAGUGAGGCAGAAGAAGAGGAGAGUGAAGAAGAAGAAGAGGAGAGUGAGGCAGGAAAGGAAGAGAGUGAGGCAGAAGAAGAGGAGAGUGAGGCAGGAAAGGAAGAGAGUGAGGAAGAAGAAGAGGAGAGUGAGGAAGAAGAAGAGGAGAGUGAGGCAGGAAAGGAAGAGAGUGAGGAAGAAGAAGAGGAGAGUGAGGCAGGAAAGGAAGAGAGUGAGGCAGAAGAAGAGGAGAGUGAGGCAGAAGAAGAGGAGAGUGAGGCAGGAAAGGAAGAGAGUGAGGCAGGAGAGGAAGAGAGUGAGGCAGGAGAGGAAGAGAGUGAGGCAGAAGAAGAGGAGAGUGAGGCAGAAGAAGAGGAGAGUGAGGCAGAAGAAGAGGAGAGUGAGGCAGAAGAAGAGGAGAGUGAGGCAGGAAAGGAAGAGAGUGAGGCAGAAGAAGAGGAGAGUGAGGCAGGAAAGGAAGAGAGUGAGGCAGAAGAGGAGGAGAGUGAGGCAGGAAAGGAAGAGAGUGAGGCAGAAGAGGAGGGAAUGGAAAGAGAAACAGAAAAAGAAGGGGAGGAUAGUGAGGGAGAGGGAAAAGAGAGUGGUGAUGGAGAGGAAGAAAGUGGAGAAGAAGAAGGAGGUGAGGAUAAUGAAGCAGAGGAAGAUGUAGCAGAAUCCGAGCAGAAUGAAGAUAACGAGAACGAAGCAGGGAAGUCAAAAGAAGAGAGUGAGGAGGAAAAAGAAGAGGAGGAAGGAGGUGAGCGAUCAGGAGAGCACGAGGAUAAAGAAGAAGGAGACCAGGAGGAUAAAGAUGAGGAGGAAAACGAACAGGAAGCGGUGGAGGAAGAAGAAAAUAAGAAGAAACGAAAAGGAAAUGAAAAACAAUCUAAAUUCCAGCACGGGAGAAAACGCUCCGAGUCUCAGGAGCCUCGACAGUUCUGGGAUGAUGUUCUCCCUCAGUACCUCAACUUAAAAUAAAUCCUCCGCCUCACUCUCACCUGCUUCCACGCUCUCAGUCUGAGGAGUGUUCUCCACACCGUUUCAUCUUCCUCAGACAUGCCACUCAGAAGCGUGUGUGUGUUUAUACUGAGGUUCAUGUCAGCACUUUCUCAUGAUGGGAAUAUCUCUAACGCCUUACAGAUGAUUGUGUACGUCAUCUGCAGCCGCCGUUUACUCCAGUGUACUGUAUACUCAUUUCUCUGCUUCCUGGUCGGAGAGGACUUUACUUUAUUCACGUAGUUAUUCAAAUUGUUAAAUGUAAAUUAAACUACUAAUUUUCAGUUUUAGUAAUUAUUCGACAUCUUUUGAAUGUCCCUCUUUGGUUAGUCUGAGCUAAUCUUUAUUCACAUGCUUGCAUACUAAUCAUUUGCUUUAUUUGCUGAGAAUCUACUGUAUAUCCACGGGGGAGGGGGGGGGGGGGUCAUGGUAACACUGCAAUAUUUUAAACAAUGGAAAUAAUGAAUAAAUGCACUGAGGAUGUGGGUGAGAGAUGUGUGUAUAUAUUAUAUAUAUAUAUGUGUAUGUUUACCACGACGUACUGAAACUCCCGAAUGUUCAGAAACGCGGAGUGAGGAAGUGGAAUGAGGGGAUUGCAAUUUGAGGUGAGAAUUUUCAACCCGUGGCAGUAAGCGUAGAUCCUCAUUCUCUGUCCCCUCGUGUGUUGUUUUUCUGUGUGAGGUGUGUGUGUGUGUGAGAGAGAGAGAGAGAGAG
Ictalurus punctatus (channel catfish) is the source of this 6381-nucleotide messenger RNA. It is a transcript of the gene rpgrb, whose product is annotated as retinitis pigmentosa GTPase regulator b. The record is from RefSeq and is a predicted model, not a curated record. The coding region runs from base 1717 to 5649 and encodes 1310 amino acids. The transcript has 7 exons. NCBI's taxonomy places the organism in Eukaryota, Metazoa, Chordata, Actinopteri, Siluriformes, Ictaluridae.